UAAAAAAAUUAUUAAUGUUAAAAUCAAAUAUAUAUGUAUAAAUUUUGUUUCAAUAUUUUUUUCAACUAAUUGCCCUGUAAAACUAAGAUAUUAAUGCACAUCACCGAAUAUAAAUAUUAAUGCGUUAAAUGUAUCAACGUUUAUUAAACUAGAUUGUAUCAUUGACACUAGCGAAGGAAGACUAGUGUGAUUGUGUGCUGCUCGUCGCUGUCAACUACAAAUACAUUUAACUGUAGCGGAAUGCAGUAUUGUAAUCAUCUAAAUACUUAAAAAAAGUUAAGCGAUGCAGAAUGUAUUUGCCCGGGACAUGUUUUCAAUGGGCUCAUUUGAUGGCAGCGUCAAAUGUAAUGGACAUGUCCAGUUAUCUGGUCGUACAUCAAAAAAAGACCGCAAAGGGUGUAAAAAAGAAAAAAUUGAGACUGUAUUAAAAAACCGUUUGAUUAGCUCACCCAAGUCAAAAAAUACAUUACCUAAAGUACCUAAAAUAACAUUAAAAACCAAAAAUUUAGUAAAAACUAUAGAGUUUGAUGACAAUAGUGCUGUUGAUCAAGUAAUGAAAAAGCAAAAUGUCAAGGAAUCCUCCAUUUAUAAUGACCUCUUUCUUUAUAAUACACCUCCAACACCACCUUCUUUCAAUGUGCCUGAAACUAUUGAAGAUCGGUUGGCUGAACAAUCACAAAAAAAGAUUCCAGUCAAAAAAAGGAACAAGAGUAAAAAUGAAAAAAUUGGUUCAAAUGUUUGCAAAAAAUCUGAAAAAUUUGAUCCUUGUAUAAAUGAUAAAAACCAAUUAAGUUGUAAUGUAAUAACAAUUCCUCCCAAAAGGAAGUAUGCUAAAAUGACAAAUUGGCAAAAAGAUUGUGGUACUCACCAUGAGACCUUACAAAGGAUACAAAAAGAAUGUGUAAAAGAAGCUAAACUAAGAGAAGACCUUUACCCAUUAGAUUUAGUAUCAUCUGACACCGAAGAAAAUGAUAACCCAUUAAAUUUAGAAUUAGAAGAUACUCCUUAUCAGAGAUUCUGGAUGCCUGCUGUACGAACAGCUUCAUCUGAUCGCGAUGCCAAAGUGAAAAAUCUUCGAUCAAUACUCAGGAGAAGAUUUCAUCAACUAUCAAAUCUACCUGAUAAUUCACCUUCACCGGAUUUGGUAUUUGCAAUGACUAAUGCUAUACGACAUGAUCCUGCUUAUGUUACCAAAUAUAUUUGCUCAGAUUCUGGUUCCAAAAUUAAAACAAAACGAACCAAUGGAGUAACUAUGAAACAACAAAAAUGUUGUUUGGAGAGAUGUCACAAUUCCGCUAUACCUUGUACGCGCCAUUGUUUCAAACAUAUAUUACGUAAUGUUGAUCAACUACUUUUUGAACAUUGUUCUGCUCGAACAAAUCAAGGCCCAUGUACUAAUACAGUAUUUAAUAUACGCAAUGUACAACCAUUAUGUUUUGAGCAUUUAUAUUCAAAAAUUUCAGUACAAACUGAAGAAACACCUUCAAUCAAACCUAAACCUCGAAAAAGACCUAAAAAUACACCAUUUAAUAAGUUAUCUAAAAGAAGUAAAAAGAAAAAACAGCCACCUAAAUAUCCUCUUGAAACUCCUACCCCUCCCCCUCCUUAUACUGGUACAAUAGAGUCUAACUCCACUAUUGAACCAAUAACUUGUACUAAUGAGUUGACACAAAAUGUUGGUUGUGACGUUGCAUCACUCUACACAUCCGUUGCUAAUCCUGAUAUGUAUCUCCAUCCAGUAGGAAGUAACAUUAUUGCUAAUGAAGAAGUUGGUGAUGAAGUUCUUGCUGGCUUAGAUGCUGCUGAAUUAAGCCAUGCAUCACGUUUAUUAGAUGACCAUGAUGAUAUAACCAGUGUUUUUAGCCAAAUACCUGUAGAUGCUUUCAACGAUCUCUUUACUGUUGAUAAAAAUGGACAGUAUGUACCUUCUCGCGAAGAAACAGAGGAACUAGAACGAGCACUAGAGGCUGUUGAUAUGGAUGUUCGAUCAUUAGAGCGAUUAUCACAAUCUCAUAUGGCUAACAUAUUGGAUCCAGCAUCAUUGUUAGCUGAUUUACCAAUAUCACCUUUUACUAGUUCAUAGCAAAGUAACAAGAAUAAUUAUAACGUAAAGGUAAAGUAUUUGAAACAGGUGCACAGAUAGUGAGAAGAUAAUAUUUUAAGUUAUAAUAAAUCAAGCAUAAAGAAAAAAAGUAUUUAUUCACUUAUAAGCAACCAGUUUUACAUAACUGAGUGCAAUGUCAUUAAAAAAUGGUUUGGUUAAGCAAUAUUAAGUUGUACCAUAUAGUACUUGGCUAGUAUGGCUUGUCAUAGUAUAGGUUAAAGUGUUAUUUGUUAAUUUAUUAAUUUUUACUCAGAUGGUAUUCAUAUUUAUUGUAUAAAUUUAUAAUUAGAAUUUUGAUAACGUGUGUUAAUACAAUGUGGAUAUUUGAUACAUUGUAAAUACGGAAUAUAAAAGUUAAAAUAUUAACUACUCUUGAAGACUCAAUUAAAAAAAAAUUAUGUUAUCCUAUUUUCUAUGGAAUAGUUAUAUUUUCACAAUAUAUUCUCUAUUUGAUAACACUAACAGUUAACAAAUAUUAAUAUCUAUGUAUGUAUAAUAAAUAUGUAUUAUUCUUAGUUGGGUAUACACAUUCCUUUAUAACAUCUUCAUGUAAACUUUUUUAUAAUAUCUAACAUCAUUUAUUACUCAUAUAUAAUUAUUUAUAAUAUGUAACUUCCACGAUCUUGUAUAUAUUAUAAAGUGGUACCUUUUUGCAUUUUAUUUUUCCUUCUUGUAUGUUUUUUUGUACAAUUGUGAACAAAAAUUUAACUAGUAGACUAUAACAAUGUUUUAUUUGUAUUAUGUGUAUGUACAAUAAAAAAUAAUUAAAAUAAAUUGAUUGUAAUUUGCUUUUUUUCUGUUUAUUUUAUGUAAAUGCUCUGGAUUAAAAUUCAAAUUUAUAAAUCCUUUAAAUAUUUGUAGACAACUGAAAAAUCUUUAUCGCCCAAUGCUUUUGAUGACAGAGCAUUAUACAUCUCUACUGUCUUGUCAGUUAAUGGUAUUGGUACAUGUGAAUUAUUUGCUAGAGUUUUCCCUAGGUUCAUGUCUUUUAAUAGUAAAUCAGCUUUAAACCCAUUCU
Daktulosphaira vitifoliae (grape phylloxera) is the source of this 3122-nucleotide messenger RNA. RefSeq names its product INO80 complex subunit D-like. The transcript has 8 exons. The record is from RefSeq and is a predicted model, not a curated record. Lineage: Eukaryota; Metazoa; Arthropoda; Insecta; Hemiptera; Phylloxeridae. Gene Ontology annotation, cellular component: nucleus. The coding region runs from base 284 to 2083 and encodes 599 amino acids.